CACUCUAACCUAGAGCUUGAACAGACAGGCAACUCAUUCGAAGUCGUUCUUGUAAUCAUCAGGUAUCGACAAGCUGAGGUUUUCUUUAAAUACAUGUGUGGUGAUUAGAGGGGAACGAAUCCUGGAAGAUGGCCGGGGCUAUUAUAGAAAACAUGAGCACAAAAAAGUUGCUUAUCGUCGGAGUUACCCUUUUUCUUUUUCAAGUGUUUUCAUUUAUGGUGGGAGGCUUAAUAGCACCAAGCCCAACUACUGCUGUCCCCUACAUAGCUACAAAGUGUGUUGAUGUUGUCCAUCACAAUCAGAGGAGCAGUAAAUGGUUUACACCCUGGGGUCCCAACCAGUGCAAUAAGAUCCGGGAUUUUGAGGAGGCCACAGUGAAGAGGAUUGAAGCUAAUAACAUCGUUUUUGCAGUACACAUCCCUGGACCAAACAAAGAGAUGAGCCCUUGGUUUCAGUUCAUGCUGGUCAUCCUCCAGUUUGACAUUGCAUUCAAACUGUACAACCAAAUUGAUGAUGGAGCUGUGGUAACCAUAGAUGUGGGUUUGGCUUAUAGAGAUGAUUCACUCAGUGAGUGGACCAAGAUGGCACACUCAACUGAGCAGCGGAAGCUGAGCUGCAAUUUCACAACAGAAAAGACCAUUGAAAAUGAGGGGCGAUACUAUGAAUGUGACCUCUUACCUUUUAUGGAAAUGGGCAACGUCGCUCACAAGUACUAUCUCCUUAACAUUCGACUGCCCGUGAAUGAGCGUAAAAGGUUGAAUAUUGGUAUUGGAGAGAUAAAGGACAUCAGACUUGUGGGAAUCCAUCAGAAUGGUGGCUUCACAAAGGUGUGGUUUGCGAUGAAGACCUUUCUGACACCCAGUAUUCUCAUCAUCAUGGUCUGGUACUGGAGACGAAUCACUUUGAUGACACGUCCUCCUGUCCUCCUGGAAAAGAUGAUCUUUGCCUUGGGCAUAUCCAUGACCUUUAUCAACAUUCCUGUUGAAUGGUUUUCAGUGGGUUUCAACUGGACAUGGAUGCUUUUGUUUGGAGACAUUCGCCAGGGCAUUUUCUAUGCUAUGCUUCUGUCUUUCUGGAUCAUCUUCUGUGGAGAACAUCUCAUGGACCAGACAGAGAGGAACCGCUUUUCAGUGUACUGGAAGCAGAUAGGCCCCAUUGUUUUCGGCUCCUUUUGUCUUUUCAUAUUUGACAUGUGUGAGAGGGGAGUGCAGUUGAAAAACCCAUUCUUCAGCAUCUGGGCCUCUGAGGUUGGGACAGAAUUGGCUAUGGCCUUCAUCAUUGUGGCAGGAAUCUGUGCUUGUCUCUAUUUCCUCUUCCUGUGCUUUAUGGUCUUCCAGGUAUUCCGUAACAUUAGCUGCAAGCGUUCAUCACUCCCUGCCAUGACCAAAGCACGUCGGCUUCAUUAUGAGGGUCUAAUCUUCCGUUUCAAGUUUCUUAUGCUCGUCACACUGGCAUGUGCAGCCAUGACUGUCAUUUUCUUCAUCAUUAGUCAGGUGAAUGAAGGUCAUUGGCAUUGGGGAGACUACACUGUUGAAGUGAACAGUGCCUUCUUCACUGGAAUAUAUGGCAUGUGGAACCUCUACGUUUUUGCACUUCUGUUCCUGUACGCACCAUCACAUAAACUCUACGGCGAUGAGCAGUCGAGUGGGGGUCAAGGAGCCAACAGUGGAGAGGACAUUCAGCUUACUACUACCAUUACUCAUGUGGAUGGUCCAACAGAGAUCUACAAGAUGACUGGCAAAGAGGCACAAGAGUAGCCUCCUUUUACUUGCUUUUCUGCUUGCCAACACACUUUACGUUACACUCAUAUCAUCUCCUCUUUUUAGUACCUACAGUAUAUGUUACUCAAAGCGUUCCAAAUUUCCUGACAGUUUGUACAAAAGGUCCAAGUUUUCAAGUAUAUAAUAAAUAAUAAUACGUAUAUUAGUAAGUGUAACAAACUUGAAGGGACCUUUUCCCUGUGGAGGGUUGAAAUUAAUUAGAAUAAAUCUGAUGUUAUUAAUGCCAGUUGGUACAUCUUGAAAAUGAGAGGGAAAACAUGAUCAUUGAGGUUAUGUAUUUCCUCCUGCAUUUUUAAGUUGCUGGCUGUAAUUAUCGAAGUACAAAUUGAAUAAAUGUGUCUUGAAUAUUGUCCCCUUAAAUUCGUGGCAGUGGUUUCUCAUGAGUUACUCAUUCUUAUGUUAUGUGUUACCAUACAAUUACAUCUGCCAUUGAGAUUAUACUUUCUGUUCAGAUUGUUUGUCUGUUAGUUUGGCAGCAGAUUUAUGCCAAAACUACCAACUUGAUUUUCAUGAAACUUCAUGGAAGGGUGUAGCAUGUGCCAAGGAAGAAUAUAUUAAAUUUUUGAGCUGAUUCAAAUCACAGGGGAAGAUCCACUGUUUGUUCCGCUUUUGUUAGCAUUGUGAGAUGGGAUAUUUGCGGCGUUCUGCUCUCUGUGUUCCCUUAAUGUUCUUUUUAACAUGUCACAUCCAAUGUAAUGCAUGUCUUUGCUAUAAAGUUAGUGACUGUUAUAGUUUUGCAAGGUCAAAGGCCAAAUGUAUCAAUAAUUGUGUACAGCUGGUCAUAGGACCAUGUGCACUGUACGCACAUUGUUAUGUAGGACUAGAAAGUCUGUUUAAGUAUGGAAUUAUUAAUUACUGUUAUCCAGAAUUUCAUCCAAAUUUCCAAAUGAAAAGUAUUGGGAAAAGUCUGUUUGGUCAUAGUAAUAUGUAAAGUUGGUAAGGUGUCAAUCACAACGGCUUUGAAAAAAAAAAUACAUGGGCAAAAUAGCAAACCAUGACCUAUUAAACACAGCAUCUGCGGAAUGCACACCUAGUAUGUAAGGCCCUGGUUCAGUCUAAAAUAAUGUCAGUGUAGAUCUAAUGAAGUGAAUUAAACAAGCUAGUCAUUUGUUUUGAUUACAGUUGUAAAACAUGAUGUUGCUGAAAAAAGCUGGAGCCCCACUUUUAAAUAUAACUUGAAGUCAAUAGUGUGAUUAAUUUUCAUUGAUCAUGAUGGCGACAAGCCACAGGCCAAGGGCUUUGGCAUAACCUCUUACAGCACCAUACCACAUUUCCCCAAGUGCCCAUGGGGACCUAGGUUCAAAUCCAGCGUGGGUCAUUCCUUAUUCCACACCAUCUCUCUCUAGUCUCUGUCUUCACUGUCCUGCCAUAAUAAAGGCAAAAAGCCCCCAAAAAUAUAUAAUAAAAAUACAAGCCACAAGCCAAGCAUUAAGUCUGCUUACACAAUUAGCAUAUACAGAUUCCUGUCCAUAAGGAUUGAUACACAGACCAGUUAACCUACUUGCAUCAACGAGGAUUCCUCUUUGUUGCAAAAUUGAAAAUUGUGAAUACAAUUUCUACACCACCUUGAUACCAUGCACAGAGGUACACAUGUUUUUUUUUUCUUUUCUUGUAUUUUUUCAUAUGUAUUUUAUACUUCGAAAACUGCUCAGCACAAGUACUAGUAGGAAUCAUUGAUACAUAAGGCCCUUCAUGGAAUCUGGCACUCGUUUUGAGCUACAAAUAUGUUUUUUUACACUGCAAAUAUAUUUUAUGUAAUACUUAAAUAUUAUACGAUUUAUUAUAUAUUUUUUGUGUCCUGGCUUUAAUUAAAACUUGAAAACAUUAA
This is a messenger RNA of Sardina pilchardus (European sardine), 3609 nucleotides long. RefSeq names its product Wnt ligand secretion mediator (gene wls). Gene Ontology annotation, cellular component: organelle membrane; endomembrane system. The transcript has 12 exons. NCBI's taxonomy places the organism in Eukaryota, Metazoa, Chordata, Actinopteri, Clupeiformes, Clupeidae. Gene Ontology annotation, molecular function: Wnt-protein binding. The coding region runs from base 129 to 1757 and encodes 542 amino acids. The record is from RefSeq and is a predicted model, not a curated record. Gene Ontology annotation, biological process: intracellular protein transport; Wnt protein secretion; Wnt signaling pathway.